Momordica charantia (bitter melon) is the source of this 2514-nucleotide messenger RNA. RefSeq names its product F-box/kelch-repeat protein At5g42350. Gene Ontology annotation, cellular component: SCF ubiquitin ligase complex. The record is from RefSeq and is a predicted model, not a curated record. Gene Ontology annotation, molecular function: protein binding. Lineage: Eukaryota; Viridiplantae; Streptophyta; Magnoliopsida; Cucurbitales; Cucurbitaceae.
AUGAUGGAGGGGAGAUCAAAAGCUUCGUCGUCGCCUUUACUAAAUUUUCAGAGCUCUCACCAAAACCCAAAUUCCGCCAUUGUUACACACCUCCGAUUUCCUUCUCUACUUCUUCAACCAUCCGCCAAUCUCUUCGCAUUCACACACAGUUCUUCUCUCUUUGCAUUUUUGACGUUGCGUUGCGUUUCGAUUCGUUUCGGUUCGAGGAUUUCUCUUGCCUGCCUGCAACUCGUAUACGGAAUGUGCUUGAAGUGAGUAAAUAAAUAGUGUUGUACUGUUGCUGUGCGGCUAUAUGAUUGUUCUUUUGUCUCCUGUGAGACAAUUCAGUCCUUCAUAGAAGUUCACAUCUUAGAUGGAAAAAUCAAAUGUGCUGAAGGAUGAGCUUUGAACUAUGGUUCAUGUGGUCAUGGGAUAAUUGACUUUUACUGCAAAGAUCUGGAGAAGGAAUGUUAUCCAAUACACAAGCUGAAGUGGAAUACCUUCAUCAAGAUUUUGAGGCUUUGAGCAUGUCGAAACGGCUCAUGAGAAGCAUGAGCCAGAAAUUGAGGAAGAAGAAUCACAAAGGUGUGGUGGCGGAGGAAGAGGAUGUUUCAAAGGGAAUAUCUUUGAGAUGUCUUACAUUAUAUGGUAGAGGUGGAGGUUGCAAAGUAGGUGCUGACACUGGUGAGGAAAUCGGUGACCCAGGCAGUAGAAGGAGAUCGAGUGCCAGUGAGGAAGGUAAGGGAUACAAAUCAUUAUUUAGUACUGAAGAAAACAGUGUGGAUUGCUUCUCUUAUGGUGUAAAGGAGAGAUUUCGUAAGAAACAGAGCCCAAAGCAUUCUGAACUUCGGGACUCUAUGAAGAACAGCGAAGUACAUAUUUUCUUUCCAGAUGACAUUCUGGAAAUGUGCUUGAUGAGGCUCCCACUUACAAGUCUCAUGAAUGCUCGCCUUGUAUGCAAGAAAUGGAGAUACUUGACCAGCACUCGUCGGUUUUUACAGAUGAGACGUGAAUGUUUAUUUCAGAGUCCAUGGAUAUUCUUAUUUGGUGCCGUUAAAGAUGGCUAUUGCUCUGGUGAGAUACAUGCACUAGAUGUAUCCCUAAAGCAAUGGCAUAGAAUAGAUGCUGGUAUUCUUAGGGGAAGAUUUAUGUUCUCUAUAGCUAGUAUGCAGGAUGAUAUAUACAUCGUUGGUGGAUGUUCUAGCUUGACCAACUUUGGGAAAGUGGAUAAGAGCUCAUUCAAGACUCAUAAAGGGGUCUUAGUGUUUAGUCCUUUAACUAAAUCUUGGCGCAAAAUUGCAUCUAUGAAGUAUGCCAGAUCAAUGCCUAUAUUGGGAACUUCUGAGGUCAAUUCAGAUUUUUCAACAGUUCAGAGCCAUCAUAAUCGGCAAGAUAGACGUUAUUUGAGAUCACGUGCUGGUGGUUCAUUGGAUGUUUACGAGGAUCCACACAGGCUCUCACUAAGACGACAAGUGAGAAAUGCUGGGGAAGACAAUGAGGUUGUGUUGUCUAGUAGGAAGUCAUAUAAGUUCAUUCGACAAAAGAGUGAUCAGUCUCGUGCAAAAGGAUAUCGCAGAUUUGUGAUUAUUGCUAUAGGGGGUCUAGGAUCUUGGGAUGAGCCAUUAGAUUCAGGGGAGAUUUAUGAUUCCUCAUCAAAUAAAUGGACAGAGAUCCAGAGGCUCCCUCUAGAUUUCGGUAUUUUAUGUUCUGGGGUUGUUUGCAAUGGGAUUUUCUAUGUUUAUUCUGAGACAGACAGACUCGCAGGUUAUGACAUCGAAAGAGGCUUCUGGAUUGGGAUCCAGACAUCUCCAUUCCCGCCUCGUGUUCAUGAGUACUACCCCAAACUCGCAUCCUCUAACGGCCGGCUAUUCAUGCUCUCUGUCUCCUGGUGUGAAGGGGAUGGACAGAUAGGGCAGAGAAACAAGGCUGUCAGGAAACUGUGGGAGUUAGAUCUUGUGUACCUCGGCUGGGCAGAGGUCUCAGUGCAUCCCGAUGCUCCAAUGGACUGGAAUGCUGCAUUUGUUUCCGAUAGAAACCUGAUAUUUGGGAUUGAAAUGUUCAAAAUCUUUGGCCAGGUACUCGACUUCUUGACAGUGUGCGAUAUCUCCAAUGCAGGACCGGCCUGGAAUCACAUUUCAAGAACUCGUGUAACCCAUGAAAUGGAUGCUUCCUCCUGCUUGACUAAAUCAAUGGCAGUCCUGCAUCUCUAAGGUCCUUUUCUUUCUAACUGCCUUACGCUUGAAGAAAUCUGAGAUAAAACUUCUUCCCAUGUUGAAGAUAAGUGAUGCAAUGCACAUGAAUUUCAUAUGUUGUAUCAAAUUUUUUUUUUAGAUGCGAUCAAUUCAUCAUCUUAGUUUCUUCAUCAGACAUACAGGGCUACAUAUUUCACCCUACUGUGUAGUUUUCUGUCAAAUUCUCUUUCUUUAUCGUAAUUGAUUUUAUAUCUCAAGUAAAUUUGGUAUUGUUUCAUGAUAUUUCAAGGAACAUAUAUAUUUUACCAGAAUAAACUAGUGCCUAUGGUCGAUGUUCCCUGUU